GGGGGGGGGGUAGUAGCGGAGACGCGAGGAUGCUCAGUGGAAAAGGCGAGAGAUGAGCGAUGGGAAAGGGACGUCCUGUAACUCCACACAGAGAAGAGGAGCCUCCUUUGCCAUAGCCACCUCCCCCCCCCUCUCCUCCUCCCGCCCACCUCCCGCCUUUCAGCCCCCUCCCUUCACCUGUUGAGUGGUUUGUCUUUCCCCACGUUCUACCCCCCCACAUCCUCCAUCACCGGGGACCAUGACAACCUCAGCUCUUCGCCGGCAGGUGAAGAAUAUCGUGCACAACUAUUCAGAAGCAGAGAUCAAGGUUCGCGAGGCCACCUCGAACGACCCUUGGGGCCCGUCCUCGUCCCUCAUGUCGGAGAUCGCUGACCUGACCUUCAAUGUGGUGGCGUUCGCUGAGGUCAUGGGGAUGGUGUGGAAACGCCUCAACGACAGCGGCAAGAACUGGAGACACGUCUACAAGGCCCUGACUCUGCUGGAUUACCUGCUGAAGACCGGAUCAGAGAGAGUGGCCCAACAGUGCCGUGAGAACGCCUUCACCAUUCAGACGCUACGUGACUUCCAGCACGUGGACCGUGACGGCAGGGAUCAGGGCGCCAACGUGAGAGAGAAAGCACGCCAACUUGUGUGUCUCCUCCGGGACGAGGAGCGGCUCCGGCAGGAGAGGAGUCAGGCCCUGAAGACCAAGGAGCGAAUGGCCGGGGGGGGCAGCGGAGGGGGCGUGUACGGAGGCAUUCCUCCGUCGUACCACCCGGGCCGGCGCACCAGCCAGCCCAGCAUGGCCGUGCUGUACGGGGAGGAGUUCAGCCGCUCGAGAGGCUCUCCGUCCUCCUUCAACUCCUCGUCCUCGUCUCCUCGUGCUGCUUCAGACCUCGAGCAGGCCCGACCACAGACCAGCGGCGAGGAGGAGCUGCAGCUCCAGCUGGCGUUAGCCAUGAGCAGAGAGGAGAGUCAGAAGGAGCAGUGCUGUCGCCAAGGAGACGAGUCUCUGUUACAGAAGGCCCUGGAUGAGAGCAGGAGAGAGAGUCAGUCGGGGGGAGAUGGGUCGACCAUGCUGGACCUGGUCGACAUUUUCGGCACCUCGUCUGAGGUCCCGUGCCACCAAGGUGACGCUUGGAACUCUGCACCGUUUGCCGAUGACAUCACCUCUGACCCCUGGGACUCUGUAGCGGUCCACUCCAGCACUCCUGUGAUUGGUAGCCCUUGGACGGCCCCUCCCUCGUCCUCCAAUGCGUCCAAUCCCUGGGCACCUCGUGCUGACACUCGCACGGAUCCCUGGGAAGCAGCGCCUGUCUCCUCCAGUCCUGUCAAUCAUGUGUGGAACAGCCCAACAGAAGGAGCAGGUGGCGAUGGGACAGAUCCGUUUGAUGAUCAGGAAGAGGAGAACCCAAAACAGGAGAUGGUUCAAGUGUCUUCUCCACAACCUGCUAGUCCCACAGAGGAAGAGUUGUUUGGAGUAAAGGCAGAUUCUGACCCGUUUGCUGGAACGGGCUCCAGACCAGAUCCGUUUGGGGCCGACCCUGAGGUCAAACCCCUGGUGAAUGGACGAGAAUCGUCCAGCCCGGAGAUGUUCGACCUGUCGCGGCUAGCACCCCCCCUCAGCGCCCCACCUUCACGCAUGUGUCGAACCCCAGAGACCUUCCUGGGACCCACGGGGGCCUCGCUGGUCAAUUUAGACGCUCUGAUACCGUCCAACCCCCAGGGGAAGCUGCACAGCAACCCCUUCCUCUCAGGUCUGACUGCUCCGUCUCCUGGCAACCCCUUCCACUGCGACCAGCCUCGCCUCACCCUCAACCAAAUGCGACCCUCCUCCACCUCGCCCCUGCCCCCCCACAUGCUCUCCUACAGCCCGUCGCUGCCUCUCCCUCUGACCCGCCAGCACUUCGUCCUCCCCUCCUCUCUCACGCAACCUCCCGCCGGACUCCUGGACCUUCCCCCCAACCUCCCACAGCCCCUGCUCCCCCUUUCUCCUCGUCCGGCGCAGCGCUCCCAGUCGCAGACACACAACCCUUUCCUCUGAGAGUCAGACCUUCUCCUUGGAUUCAUCUGUGCUGACUACAGCGAGACUAGCUGAGAUGUGCUCUGAUGUCCUCGUGCUGCUCAGAGCGGACAAACCUCAGAUCGGACGUAUUUGUGUCUGUCGAAGCCACACCAGCUGCUACAUACCCUGAUCUCUUGAAGAAAAGUUAACUCAAACACAUGCACACACACGCACGUGUGCACACACACACACAACACACACGCACGGACUCAGGCGCACUAAGGGUGCACAGACACAAACAUGCACAGACCACUAAAACGAACAGGGUGUAUCUCGAUGCCUUUUCCCCAUCAACAGUGAUAGCUCCAAGCACCCUCUGAGCACAGAGCCAGGACUGCUCCUUUAGAAGAUUGUGAUGAAGACACUUUGAUUGACAGGGAUCCUUUCCGCUGCUGCUUCACCGACAAAAGCAUGAAUGCAUCCCACCCCCGAGACUCCAAACUACUCUAAUCUGAUGAACACCUGAGACGAGUUCCUCAAAUGAAUCCUCCUUUCCUCUUGGGUCAAAUAGUAUCUUUAAGCUUUGUUGGCACAGUUGAAUCUGUUUGAUUUUAAGCAGCAUUCAGCACUGUGUGAGAGCUAACGUAUGACUCCCUACAUAAUGAUAUCUAUUACAUAAAUGCAGGCUCAUCAGUAACUGGUUCUAGGUUAGAUACUUAUUUGUGGUAGUAUCCCCAAAAUGAUCCUUUAAACUAGACUAAACCAGCCCUACCGUCUCAAUCUGGGAACGUAUUAAGUGAUUGUAACCCAUCUGACCCGUGUGUACAGCCGACCCACAAUGCAUCCCUGCUGGUUCAUAACGGAGGACCUCAGGGAAACUGCUCCAUCCCUCCUCCGACUAAAUUCAACCUCAGUGAACAGGGAGGUCGACAGGUGGAACCACAUUUCAGAAAUGGGCAUGAAACUGAGGGAAGGCAAAAGACGAUUAAGGAGGAGAGAGGAGCAAAAGAAGUAAGUAGAAAUAAGCUAAAAUGAUUACAGAUAAUUUAUGACGUAUCAAUGAGCAAUAGCUCCUCUGGCUGUAAGGAACAAGUAAUCUAACUAGAAGAGAUGUUUGGACAUCACCGCACUGAACCUGAAUGUGAAAUGCCUGCCUAUAGACACACAGGCCGAGUACCAAUGUAUUUACAGAAUGAUACCUAUAAAGUAUUAUAAAAUAUUAUGCCAAUAAAUGAAUGGUGUUUGAAUUAUAA
Molecule: messenger RNA, 3237 nt
Organism: Pungitius pungitius (ninespine stickleback)
Lineage: Eukaryota; Metazoa; Chordata; Actinopteri; Perciformes; Gasterosteidae
Gene: epn3b
Product: epsin 3b
Exons: 12
Coding region: 239-2023 (594 amino acids)
Biological process (GO): endocytosis
Cellular component (GO): endosome; plasma membrane; clathrin vesicle coat
Molecular function (GO): phospholipid binding; clathrin binding
Source: RefSeq, a predicted model, not a curated record